Molecule: messenger RNA, 2712 nt
Organism: Chinchilla lanigera (long-tailed chinchilla)
Lineage: Eukaryota; Metazoa; Chordata; Mammalia; Rodentia; Chinchillidae
Gene: Zcchc7
Product: zinc finger, CCHC domain containing 7
Exons: 9
Coding region: 148-1770 (540 amino acids)
Molecular function (GO): zinc ion binding; nucleic acid binding
Source: RefSeq, a predicted model, not a curated record
GAAGUGCCUCCCACCUCCCGGUACGCGCGGACGCGGCUUCCUUACCUCAUUUGUCCUCGCCCCUCCCCGUCCCUCUUCGCGUUUUGGUUCCUGGUUGGUGCUUCCUGGUCGCAGCGGCGUCAGUGAAAUUGAGGUUACUGACUUUCCAUGAUGUUUGGUGGCUAUGAGACUAUAGAAGCUUACGAAGAUGAUCUUUAUCGUGAAGAAUCAUCUAGUGAACUGAGUGUUGAUAGUGAAGUGGAAUUUCAGCUCUACAGCCAAGUUCAUUAUGCCCAAGAUCUUGAUAAUGCUAUCAGGGAGGAAGGACAUGAAGAAAAGAACUCUGGGAAUUCUGAGUUGAGUACUAAAUCACAUCAGAACUUAAUUGUCCUUUCCGAUAGUGAGGUCAUCCAGCUAUCAGAUGGGUCAGACGUCAUCACUUUGUCUGAUGAAGAUAGUAUUUAUAGAUGUAAAAGAAAGAAUAUUAGAGUCCAAGCACAGAAAAAGACCAGAGGCCCUCCUGCUUCUCCUUAUUCUGAGUUGGCUGAUAAGAAAUGCAAACGGGAAAUUGAGAAGCCUAAACCUGAAGAAAAAUCAGGUGUGAUCCGAGAGGUCAUGAUUAUAGAGGUCAGUUCAAGUGAAGAGGAAGAAAGCGUCAUUUCUGAAAGUGAAAACGUGGAAAACUGGAUGCUCCUGGGGUGUGAAGUAGAUGAGAAAGAUGAUGAUAUCCUUCUUAACCUUGUGGGAUGUGAAAACUCUGUUACUGAAGGAGAGAAUGAUGUAAACUGGUUCAUCAGUGACAAAGACGUUGAGGCCCAGAUAGGUAAUAACAAAUCAUCUGGAAGAUGGACCCGUCGAUACUAUUCAGCCAACAAAAAUGUUACCUGUAGAAAUUGUGAUAAGUGUGGUCAUUUGUCCAAAAAUUGCCCCUUACCACAAAAAGUCCGCGCCUGCUGCCUCUGCUCUGAGAGAGGACACCUCCAGUAUGCCUGUCCAGCCCGCUUUUGCUUAGACUGUUCUUUGCCAGUGUCUUCCACUCACAGAUGUCUUGAAAGAUCUUCCUGGAGAAAACGAUGUGACCGAUGUGAUAUGAUAGGCCACUAUGCUGAUGCUUGCCCAGAAAUCUGGAGGCAGUAUCACCUAACGACCAAACCUGGACCACCCAAAAAGCCGAACACCCCUUCUGGACAAUCAGCCUUAGUGUAUUGCUACAACUGUGCACAGAAAGGCCAUUAUGGACAUGAAUGUACAGAAAGGCGAAUGUUUAACCAGACAUUUCCAACAUCUCCGUUUAUCUACUACUAUGAUGACAAAUAUGAAAUUCGAGAGAGAGAUCAGAGAAUAAAACGAAAAGUAAAAGAACUCCAGAAAAAUGGGGAUUUUCCAAGGCAGUUCAAGAGACCACAUGUAGAAGCAGCAGAUAAGAGACCCCACCAUGACAUGAGGAAAAGCCAUAAAAACAGCAGGUGGCAUCAAGAGGAUAAAGAAACUCAGCGAAAAAUAAUGAGCAGGAAUAGAGACCCAGAGAAGCACAGGAAGGUUGACAGGCAUUGGGAAAUGAAUGAGGACUUUCCUAGGGGCCCAAAAACUCACGCUUCUCCCAGCAGUUUUAAAUCCCAGAAGCCCCACAAGUCCUUUCAUCACUCAUCACAUCACCACAAGCCAAGAGAGGACAAGCUUUCCAGAGACAGCAAGCGGAACAAGCAGAAGAAGAAGGGGAGAUAUGUGGAAGAUGAUGGCAAUGAUAAUUUAUUUCUUAUUAAGCAAAGGAAAAAAAAAUCUAAGUUGUGAUACGGCUGCUGAGUUGGCUUCAUGUCUACAACAUUCUACCAAUAUUUUUAUUAGCUGUAAUUAAAGAAAGGGACUUUUUUUGUUUUGAUUGUUUAAUUUCAGCCAUACUUAGAGUUACUGAACAAAGGUCAGAGAGAUCUGAAUUCUCUACAUCCUACAGGUAAUUAAGUAGAAAACAGAAAGAUAAACAUGGACCUUCUGUUGUAAUACCCUUUUUACUCAGAAUCUUUGGGAUAGAAAGAAAAAACAGACUUUUCAAGAAAACUUUUUAAAAAUACUUGAAAAAAUAAAAGUUCAUAAAUGCAGUACAUCUGCAGCAUGGAUGAAAAUUAAAUCUUUGUAGGAGGAGAAAUUAUUACUAAUAAGAAUGCAUCACUCAGCAUUACUUUGUUUUAACAUGGGAAAAAACAGUGGCUGUAAAUCUGAAUCUGGUUUUUCUUCUAAAACUUGUCAGAAUCUUUCUUUUGAGUAAAUAUCACAGGCUGACUACAAAAAAAUAAAGCCCGAAGGAAACAGAGAAUUGAGCUAUCAACAAAGUACAAAAAAGUGUACUUUUUACUUUUACAGUGAAAAUGUAAAAGACAAAUUUCCUGAAAUAUGUCAAAAAGUAUCAUCAAAAAUGUUAACACAAUCACACUGAAACAAUUUGUAACAUUUUUAUAGCCACCUUUCAAGAAGGCCAUAGGCAUAUAUAAAGAUGACUACAGACCAACUUAAAAAUUUGUUUUGUUUUCAUGGGUUUUUAAAACUAUCAUACAGAGAUACAGAAUUUUUUGUAUUGUGAACUUUUGUACUUCUCACAGUGUAAUGUUACAGUAAGAAAGAUAAAAUGUCUGAAAUAGAAUGAAUAAAUUCGUCUGUUAUGUAAAAUGAAUGACAAUGAGAGUUUGGGUCUCCAAGGACAUAGUUUUGUUGGACAAGUGACUAAAUGUAUAGAAUCAC